UGAAAUACGUGCUGGUACCAUUACGAAUAUUUUAGUCAUAAUCUCCGUGGAGGUGGGUUCCGAACGAGUUAUAAACUUCGGAUCGGAGGCGUGUGACUAUAUAUUCCCGAUUAGGCUGAAGGUGGUGGCCGUGUGUUAGUUUUCUUUGGUUAUAUCCACCAUGACAAGCAUGGAUCGCUGUCUAAUUAUUUUGGUGGUUGGAUUAAUUCACGCUGAACAUGAUCCGAUAUUUCGAGCUAAUGGAAUGAUACUCUGGAAAAGUGACGGUUUUAAUUUCGAGGAAAACACUUCUUCCACGGUCGGUGGAACGGCCUCAAAAUUUACAUCACCGGUACCGGAGUCACCGGUCGUGCGGGAAAGUACGUAUUCUAUAUCGCUGGAUAAAGGGACUGCACCCAGAAAGUUUGUGACAAAUUUCGAAAAUAUUCAUCUGGAAUCCAUUGAUAACAAGCUUCAGGACAGAAAUCCACGAGCGGAUGAUACAUUGAAUAAGUCUGUUGAUUCUGCAAACACUACAAAUGAUACAGAAGAUACCCAAUUCUUAGACCACUUCUCUCAGACUGCGGAGAGUUCUGCAGCAGGGACUCUAGAACAAUUGAGUACAGACGUCCGAAAAAUUGGAAACAUAACAGUCCCAGUUGGUGUAAUCAUCGAAGAUGCAAAUAUUCUUUUAAAAAGGAAUCACUCCGUAAGUGAUAAAGGGAGCAUGGAAAAAUCAACAAGUUCGUUUGAAUCAUCUACUACCAGUUCUACACGCAACAGUGACAUAGAGACUCCUGCACACAAUUCAACCAGAACUACAGGCACAACUUCUGCAACGAUAACAAAAAGCGAUGGCGGCUUCAACAUGUUAUCUGCAAGUCCGGGAGUAAACGAUAUCAGUACAACAACAAUCACUUACAUUCCUGAGGAGAAAAUAACACCAGAGACUACUGACGGAAAGGCAAUACAGACCACAGAUCCUGUUCACCCAACUUCUCCAGGAUCCAUUUCGGUAGACUCAUUUAUUGACAUGAUGUUGCCAAAUGAAUUUCAAGAUCAGGUAACGAAUGAAAAAGAAAAAAUGGUAAGACCGUCGGAAUAUUAUCAAAGAACAAUGCAACCAACGACACAAGAGUCAACAGAUUCUGUUGAACCAAUAACUCAGGUGACAACCCAAAAACCAAGAACUCCUGAACAAAACGUACAGGAGACAACAACUUCUGAAUCCACAACCGAAAAUUCUUCAGCACAAAAACCAGGCACUUCAAAUCCAACACCUGUAGCCAUUACGACACAAAAAUCAACAACUCCUGCACCAACUAUAGAGGAAGGAAAAACUUAUGAACCAACAAUGCAAGAAGCAACAACUCCGGUAUCAACUACUCCAAAGUCAACUACACAAGAACAAACAAUUGAAAAUCUAACAUCUCCUGAAGCUGAACAAAAAUUAGAGGAGACAAAGAAUUCUGAACCAACAACACAGAUGACAACAACUCCAGAAUCCGUAACACUGGAAGAAAAAAAUGCUGAACCAACACCACGGGAGACAACAACUCCAGAAACAGUAAUACUGAAAGAAAAAAUUGCUGAACCAACAACGCAGAAGACAACAACCCCAGAAUCGGUAACAAUGGAAGAAAAAAUUGCUGUACCAACAACGCAGGAGACAACAACCCCAGAAUCAGUAACACAGAAAGAAAAAAAUGCUGAACCAACAACGCAGGAGACAACAACCCCAGAAUCAGUAACACAGAAAGAAAAAAAUGCUGAACCAACACCACGGGAGACAACAAAUCCAGAACCAGUAACACCGGAAGAAAUAAUUGCUGAACCAACAACACAGGAGAUAACAACUCCAGAAUCGGUAAAAAUGGAAGAAAAAAUUGCUGUACCAACACCAAAGGAGACAACAACUCCAGACUACGUAACACUGGAAGAAAAAAUUGCUGAACCAACACCACAGGAGGCAAAAACUCCUGAACCAACACCACAGGAGACAAAAACUCCUGAACCUGCAACACAGGAGACAACAACUCCCGAACCAGCAACACAGGAGGACAAAAAGCCUGAACCAACACCAAAGGAGACAACAACCCCAGAAUCGGUAACAAUGGAAGAAAAUAUUGCUGUACCAACACCAAAGGAGACAACAACUCCAGACUACGUAACACUGGAAGAAAAAAUUGCUGAACCAACACCACGGGAGACAACAAAUCCAGAACCAGUAACACCGGAAGAAAUAAUUGCUGAACCAACAACACAGGAAUCAACAACUUCCAUUCCAACAACAACAGACGCAACAACUCAUGCACCAACAAAGCAGAAGGCGACAGCUCUUGAACCAACAACAUCUGAACCAAUAACUCAAGAACCCAAAACUCCUGAACCAACUACUCAAAAACCAACAACUACCCCAAAAACAACAACCCCUAAAUCAAAAACUCAAAAGCCAACAACUCCUGAACCAACACAAAUACCAACAACUCCUGAACCAAUAACUCCUGAACCAACAACUCAAAAGUCAACAACAUCUCAACAAAGAAUGCAAAAGCCAACAACUUCUGAUCCAACAACUGAAAAACUAACAACCCCUGAACCAACAGUUCAAAAGACAAUGACCCCUGAACCAACAACCCCAAAACCAGCAACUUCACGAACAACUACUCAAACACCAACAACUCCUAAACCAACUACUCAAACACCAACAACUCCUGAACCAUCAACUCAAAAACAAACAAAUCCUGAACCAACAACUCAAAUACCAACAACUCCUGAACCAACAACUCAAAAACCAACAACUCCUGAACCAACAACUCAAAAACCAACAACUCCUGAACCAAUUACUCAAACACCAACAACCUCUAAACCAACAACUCAAAAGCCAACAACUCCUGAACCAACUACUCCAAAACCAACAACUCCUGAACCAACUACUCAAAAACCAACAACUCCUGAACCAACAACUCAAAAACCAACAAUUCUCGAACAAACUACUGAAAAACCAAUAACUUCUGAACCAGCACCUUCUGAACCAUCUACUCAAAGGCCAACAACUCCAGCACCAACUACUGAAAACCCAGCAACCCCUGAACCAACUACUCAAAAACCAACAACUCCUGAACCAACUACUCAAAAACCAACAACUCCUGAACCAACUACUCCAAAACCAACAACUCAAAAACCAACAACUCCUGAACCAACAACUUCUGAACCAACAACUCCUGAACCAACCACUCAAAAAACAACCCAUGAACCAACUACUCAAAAACCAACAACUCCCGAACCAACUACUCAAAAACCAACAACUCCUGAACCAACAACUUCUGAACCAACAACUCCUGAACCAACUACUCAAAAACCAACAACUCCUGAACCAACUACUCAAAAACCAACAACUCCUGAACCAACUACUAAAAAACCAACAACUCCUGAACCAACUACUCAAAAACCAACAACUCCUGAACCAACUACUCAAAAACCAACAACUCCAGAACCAACAACUCCCGAACCAACAACUCCCGAACCAACAACUCAAAAACCAACAACUCCUGAACCAACAACUCCUAAACCAACCACUCAAAAACCAACAACUCAAAAACCAACAACUCCUGAACCAACUCCUCAAAAACCAACAACUCAAAAACCAACAACUCCUGAACCAACAACUCAAAAACCAACAACUCCCGAACCAACAACUCAAAGACCAACAACUCAAAGACCAACAACUCCUGAACCAACAAUGUCUGAACCAACUACUCAAAAGCCAACAACUCCCGAGCCAACAGCUCAAAAACCAACAACUCCUGAACUAACAACUCCUGAACCUGCAACUUCUGAACCAACAACUAAAAAGCGAACAACUCCUAAACCAACACCUAAAAAACCAACAACACCUGAACCAACUACUCAAAAAGCAUCAAGUCAAAAGCCAACUACUCAAAAACCAACAACUUCAAAGCCAACUACGCAAAGGCCAACAACUCCUGAACCAACAACUCAAAAACCAUCAACUCCCGAACCAACAACUCAAAAACCAACAACCCCUGAACGAACAACUCAAAAACCAACAACUCCUGAACCAACAACUCCAAAACCAACAACUCCUGAACCAACAACUCUUGAACCAACAACUUCAAAACCAACAACUCCUGAACCAACUACUCAAAAACCAACAACUCCUGAAUCAACAACUCAAAAACCAACAACUCCAAAACCAACUACUCAAAAACCAACAACUCCUGAAUCAACUACUCAAAAACCAACAACUCCCGAACCAGCAACUCCAAAACCAACUACUCAAAAACCAACAACUCCUGAACCAACUACUCAAAAACUAACAACUCCUGAACCAACAACUAAAAAACCAACAACUCCCGAACCAACAACUCAAAAACCAACAACUCCUGAACCAACAACUCAAAAACCAACUACUCAAAAACCAACAACUCCUGAACCAACUACUCAAAAACCAACAACUCCUGAACCAACUACUCCAAAACCAACAACUCAAAAACCAAUAACUCCUGAACCAACAACUUCUGAACCAACAACUCCUGAACCAACCACUCAAAAAUCAACCCAUGAACCAACUACUCAAAAACCAACAACUCCAAAACCAACUACUCAAAAACCAACAACUCCUGAACCAACAACUUCUGAACCAACAACUCCCGAACCAACUACUCAAAAACCAACAACUCCGAAACCAACAACUCCAAAACCAACUACUCAAAAACCAACAACUCCUGAACCAACAACUCCUGAACCAACUACUCAAAAACCAACAACUCCUGAACCAACAACUCAAAAACCAACAACUCCCGAACCAACAACUCAAAAACCAACAACUCCUGAACCAACAACUCCUGAACCAACAACUCAAAAACCAACAACUCCCGAAUCAACAACUCCUGAACCAACAACUCCAAAACCAACAACUCCUGAAGCAACAACUCCAAAACCAACUACUCAAAAACCAACAACUCCUGAACCAACUACUCAAAAACCAACAACUCCCGAACCAACAACUCUUGAACCAACAACUCCAAAACCAACAACUCCUGAACCAACUACUCAAAAACCAACAACUCCUGAAUCAACAACUCAAAAACCAACAACUCCAAAACCAACUACUCAAAAACCAACAACUCCUGAAUCAACUACUCAAAAACCAACAACUCCCGAACCAGCAACUCCAAAACCAACUACUCAAAUACCAACAACUCCUGAACCAACUACUCAAAAACCAACAACUCCUGAAUCAACUACUCAAAAACCAACAACUCCCGAACCAACUACUCAAAAACCAAUAACUCCUGAACCAACUACUCAAAAACCAACAACUCCUGAACCAACAACUCAAAAACCAACAACUCCCGAACCAACAACUCAAAAACCAACAACUCCUGAACCAACAACUCCAAAACCAACUACUCAAAAACCAACAACUCCUGAACCAACUACUCAAAAACCAACAACUCCUGAACCAACUACUCAAAAACCAACAACUCCUGAACCAACUACUCAAAAACCAACAACUCCUGAACCAACUACUCAAAAACCAACAACUCCCGAACCAACUACUCAAAAACCAACAACUCCGGAACCAACAACUCAAAAACCAACAACUCCGGAACCAACAACUCCUGAACCAACAACUCAAAAACCAACAACUCCCGAACCAACAACUCAAAAACCAACAACUCUUGAACCAACAACUCCAAAACCAACAACUCCUGAACCAACUACUCAAAAACCAACAACUCCCGAACCAGCAACUCCAAAACCAACUACUCAAAUACCAACAACUCCUGAACCAACUACUCAAAAACCAACAACUCCUGAAUCAACUACUCAAAAACCAACAACUCCCGAACCAACUACUCAAAAACCAAUAACUCCUGAACCAACUACUCAAAAAGCAACAACUCCUGAACCAACAACUCAAAAACCAACAACUCCUGAACCAACUACUCAAAAACCAACAACUCCUGAACCAACUACUCAAAAACCAACAACUCCUGAACCAACUACUCAAAAACCAACAACUCCCGAACCAACUACUCAAAAACCAACAACUCCGGAACCAACAACUCAAAAACCAACUACUCAAAAACCAACAACUCCUGAACCAACAACUCAAAAACCAACAACUCCCGAACCAACAACUCAAAAACCAACAACUCCUGAACCAACAACUCCAAAACCAACAACUCCCGAACCAACAACUCCUGCACCAACAACUCCAAAACCAACAACUCCUGAAGCAACAACUCCCGAACCAACUACUCAAAAACCAACAACUCCCGAACCAACUACUCAAAAACCAACAACUCCCGAACCCACAUUAGAGAGUGUGAAGACGACUACAAAAGCACCACCUCUUGAAAGUUUAUGUGUAAACAGUGCUUACAUCGAUGGUAUCGGAUACAAUAAAUAUCCGGGACAUUGUAACAAAGUUGUUCAAUGCUUCAACAAUUACGACCGAACAGAAGCCGUGCUUAGGGAAUGCCCAGCUGGUUUGUUCUGGCAUCAAAAUCACGUCAUUUGUAAACCGCCGGAGAAGGUACCUUGUUUCGAAGACCAAUGUCUUAGAAUUGGGGUAUUUGCCUACCACCGAUCCGGAGGCUGUAGAUCACAUUAUUACUGCAAGGCGGGUAUUUCGGUCCCGGCCUGUUGUAAAAAGGGAUACCGUUUUGAUGGACAGACGUGUGUUCAAGAUAGUGCUUGUGAAGAUUCAUGCGAAACACCCGAAGAAUUGAUACGUCGAGUAGAUAACCAAAUGUGUAGGUUCCUGCCCGAUAAAGGCAAUCGGUAUGGAUAUUUAUUCUUAGAGCACAGCGGUCUUCGCUUUAGGGCGUGUCCCUACGGAACAGAAUUUAACGCCCAACAGUGUGGAUGCACUUGGGUCCCGAAGGAAUCUUUGACACACCCAAGAAAUGAAGUUUGCAAACCUGACUUCAAAAUGAAUUUCAACACAAGAAGAUUCAGGGAACUCUCUGGGUCAAAUAUGGCUUUUUACGAGGAAAACGUUGCUAUAAAAGACGGUGCAGCAAAGUUUAGCGGAAAUGGAAAGAUUACACUGUGGGGCUUCAUGAACAAGGAGCUUGGAGAUGAAUUUGCCGUUAGAGUUAGAUUUCAGCCCUUUGAAACCGAGGGAGGUUAUGGAAUGGUAGUAUCCAACUGUGGACUUAGGGGUUUACCAACCGUGGAAAUUUCAAUGCAGGAUAAAAAGGCGAGACUUAUUGCCAAAAGCGUAAUGUCCAACUCGCCAUCUGUUCUGGAAUACCACAUUGUUCCGUAUGAAUGGAAUGAAAUUUCAUAUCAUUAUGAUGGCAGCACGUUUACAGCGGAAGUCAACGGCAACACUAUUUCGGAGAGACUUAUAGGAGGUAUUGAAACGAGCUCAAACCCGAUGUUUAUUGGAGGAUGCCCACAGCCUGGAUCAGGAUUUAAUGGUUUAAUAGACGAUGUUGAAAUAUACAGUAAUUGUGUUCCGCCAGACUUCCUGCAAGGCCUACAAGACGGAAGAUAAAAAGAAAUCCUAGUUCAUCAGUAGUUGUUGUUUACGUCAUUCACCCUCAACAACAAACAUCUACGUCACUAUUUAUUGCAUCAUUUUUAUUUAUUGUCAUCCUCAUUACGUGUUUUUCACACAAAUCAUGCGAAACAAUCAAGUCCUUUAAAGAUACUUGUUUAUAUGUACCAGAUGUACAACACUUUUAUUUCAAUCUAUGGUAUUUUAUAUUUAUGAAUAAAAAAUGAUAAAACACGA
This is a messenger RNA of Ostrea edulis (European flat oyster), 7756 nucleotides long. Its product is annotated as mucin-2-like. The record is from RefSeq and is a predicted model, not a curated record. Gene Ontology annotation, cellular component: extracellular region. The transcript has 8 exons. Gene Ontology annotation, molecular function: chitin binding. Lineage: Eukaryota; Metazoa; Mollusca; Bivalvia; Ostreida; Ostreidae. The coding region runs from base 161 to 7516 and encodes 2451 amino acids.